CUCAAUAAUGGCCUGGAGGGUCCAAAAUUGGAGGAGGUGAUAGCUUGAGGUGUGUUGAGAUGGAUGCUGAUGAAAUAUCAAUGGUGCAGGGCCUGGGGGAGGCCUGGGAGGGCCAAAUGGUGGUGUUGCAGGCUGUUUGCAGAGGAUCUGACCAGAAAAUUCUGCAAUUGAGGGGCAGAACAGUCAACAGGACUGCACCUGGGCUGCACUCCACAACCAGAAGGCUGGAGGGUCUGAAAAUGGAGGGAAUGGCUCUUGGGAGUGUGCUGAGAUGAAUUCUGAUGGAUUUGGGAUGCCAGGAGGCCUGGGGAACAAUAUAGGUGUCGACCAGAAGUUGGUGUUGGU
Molecule: messenger RNA, 345 nt
Organism: Macroventuria anomochaeta
Lineage: Eukaryota; Fungi; Ascomycota; Dothideomycetes; Pleosporales; Didymellaceae
Exons: 1
Source: RefSeq, a predicted model, not a curated record